This is a messenger RNA of Helianthus annuus (common sunflower), 1530 nucleotides long. RefSeq names its product protein FAR1-RELATED SEQUENCE 5-like. Gene Ontology annotation, biological process: regulation of DNA-templated transcription. Lineage: Eukaryota; Viridiplantae; Streptophyta; Magnoliopsida; Asterales; Asteraceae. The coding region runs from base 1 to 1530 and encodes 509 amino acids. The transcript has 5 exons. Gene Ontology annotation, molecular function: zinc ion binding. The record is from RefSeq and is a predicted model, not a curated record.
AUGAGGACAUUGUAUGGUGGGUUUGACAAGGUUGGGGCAACCAAAAACGAUUUUAAAAAUUUCAAGCGAGACCUGAACAGGUAUAUAUCGGAGUUUGAUGCUGAUAUGAUGAUUAAACGGCUUUUGAGGAAGAAAGAGUACAUGCCUAACUUUUCAAUGGAGUAUAUAACAGACGAGAAUGGAGUUUUAAGGGGUUUGUUUUGGGCAGAUGAAGAUGCUAAAAGGAAUUUCUGUGCUUGGUACAACAUGAUGUUUGUUCCAUUUACCGGCAUCGACAAUCACAAUCGCAACGUUACUCUUGGUGCCGCUAUAAUAGGAAACAAAACUGCUGAAACUUACAGUUGGUUGCUAAAUGUGUUUCGUCAAGCAUUUGGCCGUGCCCCUCCGGUAAUUGUCACCGACCAAGACCCAGCCAUGAAGAAGGCUAUCGAAGAUACAUGGCCCGAGAGUAGACAUAGGCUAUGCAUGUGGCACAUCAUGGACAAGCUUUCUGCUAAGGCUGGUGCUACAAUCUGCAAUAAUACAGAUUUCAAAAAGAGGCUGUGUGCCAUUGUGUGGACCGAUUCAAUUCUACCAGUUAAGUUUGAAAGUGAGUGGGCUACCAUAAUGAACGAUUUUAACUUGGUUGAUCAUGAGUGGCUGCAGUCACUUUACCAAAUCAGGGAUACUUGGAUACCAGCUUAUUAUCGUGAGGAGGUCAUCUCCGGGCUUAUGCGUACCUCUUCUCGUUCAGAGAGCGAGAACCAUUUCUUUGGACAGUUCUGUAACCCGGGUUGCACACUUGUCGAAUUUCUCGGGCAUUUUGAUUUUGCUAUUGAAGCUCAGAGACAUGAGCACAGGAAGAAUGAGCAUGACACCAGAAAUACAAACGCUGAAAUAUGGGCUGAAGACUUUGUUUUGGAGGAUCAAGCGUCAAGGAUAUACACACGCACUAUAUUUUUUGACCAGCAGUUGGAGAUACAAAACGGUAUACACAGAUGUGCUAUCGGAAAGUGGGAAAACAUGGGUGACUUCGUUAACUUUUUUGUGAAGGACAGUGAACAACCAUGCACUACUUUCUUCGAGGUUAUGAUGCGGGAGGACGACAUGACUGUCUAUUGUACAUGCAAAAGAUUUGAACAUUUUGGGUUGUUGUGCUCACACAUCUUUUGUGUGCUAAGGAUGCUUGACAUUAGGGAGUUUCCACAACGCUAUAUAUUACGACGUUGGACUCGGGAGGCUGUUCCAAAUAGUGCCCCUGGUGCUAUUCUAGGUAUCAAUGAGACUGAGGAUCGUUAUAAUGAAGUUAACCGUGUUGUACGUGAGAUCACAUAUUCUACAGAGUCGGUUAUUAAUCAGCUUGUCACCAACUUUGAUGCGCUAUGCUCGUUCAGGGACCAUGUUGUUAAUUAUUUCAAAACUGCGGAUGGGUCUGUCGUCAAUGCUCCACCUAAGAGCCGUCGUGAAAGGUUUGCCGAAAUUACUAGUAACACAAAACCAUCAGAAGCAACCGUUCGUGUUCCCAUUGGAACAAGAUUCAAAGUUGGGUAA